Molecule: messenger RNA, 1311 nt
Organism: Salarias fasciatus (jewelled blenny)
Lineage: Eukaryota; Metazoa; Chordata; Actinopteri; Blenniiformes; Blenniidae
Gene: cenpu
Product: centromere protein U
Exons: 14
Coding region: 19-1251 (410 amino acids)
Cellular component (GO): nucleus
Source: RefSeq, a predicted model, not a curated record
CCACAAAGCUGCUUCAACAUGAGUGCCAGGAAGGUCCGCAAAGGAGCCAGGCUGCCCGGAGGGCCCCAGGUGAAGCGACUGAACGUUCUGCCUGCAGAGGACAUGGACUCUCCCAACUGGUCUUCUGUUGACAAAUCGAGUUUCCUGCAAGGCCUCCAGCCUCUGAAGGGAAACCCUCCUCUGCACAGCACCGCCAUGGACGAGGAUUUGAACGUCCCAGAGGAGCAGGACGAAGGAAGGUCUGGAAAACACGACACUCAGAAGAAAACCGCCGAGCAGCAGCGCAGUGCUGCUGUGAAGAGGAAGGAGAAAGGAGGAGCACAGGGGGAGAACGAGCCGCACGGGAAGAAGCAGAAACGGCGCGACGAGGAGGUCAAAGCCAGUCCCAGGAGGGCUGCAGGGACGAGGAGGAGCGUUCGGCCUGCAGCAGCAGCAGGCAGACGCCUGGUGGGGAAGAAACCUGCAGGGAGGAGGAGUACGGGACAGACGUCUGCAGCGAGGUCGGUGAAAUCAGCAAGUAGAAACUCCAAAAACAAUCCGUCUCAGGAGCAGAGAGACUCUGAUCAGAGGAGCCGGAGGGAAGAGGCGGCGCCGCCCUCCGAUGAGGAGGAGAGCCUGGACGCCAGCUGGAAACCAAGUCCGAAGAAAACCAGCCAGAGGUUACAGAGGAAGUCCUCGACAGAAGACGGUGGGUCUUCAGAGGAAGAAGCCGCGGAGCCUCAGGCCCGGUGGAGCAGACCUGCAGCUCGAGAACAAACCCAGUUCGACGUGGUUCUCGAUGCCUUCCUGCAGUUUUGUGACAAAUACCGAGAGUCGGUGGAGUCUCCACAGGACCAGCACUUCAUUUCUACUUUCUCCAAAAACGUCACGGCCCAGCUGCAAGAAAAGAUUUCUUCUUCAAGGGAGUUCAAAGUUCUGAAAAGAGAAAACACCAAGAUGUCUUCUUUAAUCCGCACAAAGACUCAGAAACUGCUGGAUCGAAAACAGGAGGCAUUGAGGACGGAGACGGAGGUCGCCCGGCUGCAGGCGGAGAAAGCUCAGCUGCAGCACAGACUGGCCCUCCUGCGGCGAGGACGCUCCUUCCUCCACGGCCUCCGGGAGCUCAGCCGGCAGUACCUGGACCGCCGGCGGCAGCACCCUGACCAGAGGGAGACGUACGGAGCGUCCAGCCUGCCGGCCCUGCUGCUGGAGACCCGGCUGCUCAGAGCAGGCCGGGCCCCGGGACAGGAGGACGGCGCCGCCGGGAGGUGAAGCAACACAGAGGGAAAACACCUUUUAAUCACUUAAUAAAGCUUCUCUGUUCCAACGCUG